AUGGCAAUUGCAGCAACAGCCCUCACCUUUGUCCAUCUCUGGACAGAGGGCCUGGUCAUUCUUCUACCCGCUGUAAUUGUGCUACGAUGCAUCCAUCUUCUGUACUUCCACUCUCUAUCCAAAAUCCCAGGACCCAAAAUUGCAGCUUGCACUUCACUCUGGCUGGCAUACCACACCUAUGUUGGCGACGAGAGCAGCGUCAUCUUCGACCUACACAAGAAAUACGGCCCAGCUCUCCGCAUUGCACCUAAUGAUGUGGACUUUGACGACGGCGAUGCUGUAGAACCCAUCUACGUCGCAGGAGGCGGCUUUCCCAAGACACCGCAAUACUCCAAAUUCGACAUUGACGGUCACACAACCAUCUUCUCAACCUUGACUCUACCGGAGCGUGCACAGCGCGCAAAAGCCGUGGCGCCGCUUUUUUCGACAGCGUCAAUUCGCAAUGCCAGUGGAACCCUUGACAAGGUCGUGGAUGAUUUUGUGAAUCGAGUGCGCACCGAGGGCAAGACCGGCAAGCCUGUGAAUGUGCUCAAUGCCGCGAGGGGUAUGGCCAUUGAUGCUAUUAGCGCAUAUCUGUUUCAGCAGCGGUAUGGAGCAGUGACGGAGCAGACGUCGACCAUGUCUGCAUCGCCCUUUGUAGAUGCCUAUGUCGGCGUGGGUGCUUUCUUUAAUCUCCUUCCUGGCAAGAUCGGAGACCUGAUCCAGACUAUGGCCGAUUACUGGUGCGCGGAUGCAAAGACAAACGCGGCUUUUGGACUUAUUAAUAGCUUCACGCAGAAUCUGGUAAAUACUUCCGUGCCCAAGAGCGGCAGCUACCAGAGCCGAUUGUUGGAACAGGUGUCGCCGGAACAGUCACGGAUUGAAUUAAAGGAUGUCUGCUUUGCGGGGACGGAUUCGACAAGUACGAACACUGCAUCCAUUAUAUGGUUUUUGGCCAAAUACCCUGAAGUUUAUGACCGCCUAUGUGAGGAAGUCCAGCAGAGAACCGCUCAAAAUGAAGACCCAAGCACAGGCCCCUAUCUACGUGGCGUUGUCCGCGAAGGACUUCGACUCUCCUGGGCUAAUCCAACUCGCCUACCUCGUCAAGUACCCAAGGGUGGUUGGCACUUCAAGGAUCACUUCUACCCUGAAGGAACAAGUGUUGGCGCCGCAGCUACCCAACUCCACCAAGAUGAAGCAGUAUUCCCCGACUCACAAGCAUUCAACCCAGAGCGAUGGGAGAAUCCCACCGAGGCAAUGCUUACUCACUUCUUCGCUUUUGGAAAGGGUACCAGGACGUGCAUAGCCAAGAACCUAGCUAUGGCUGAACUUACUCUGGCGACGUUGAAAGUGGCUCAAACUGAAAUGCUCCGUGGUGCCGAGAUUGUUACUGAACGCAUUGAGAUGACAGAGUGGUUUAAUUCAAGGAUCAAGGAUGAGGAAAUUUUGAUUCGCUUGAAAAAUUGA
Talaromyces marneffei is the source of this 1446-nucleotide messenger RNA. RefSeq lists its product as uncharacterized. Lineage: Eukaryota; Fungi; Ascomycota; Eurotiomycetes; Eurotiales; Trichocomaceae. Bases 1 to 1446 code for a protein of 481 amino acids. The transcript has 2 exons. Gene Ontology annotation, molecular function: iron ion binding; heme binding; oxidoreductase activity, acting on paired donors, with incorporation or reduction of molecular oxygen. The record is from RefSeq and is a predicted model, not a curated record.